This is a messenger RNA of Fomitiporia mediterranea MF3/22, 450 nucleotides long. RefSeq lists its product as uncharacterized. The transcript has 2 exons. Lineage: Eukaryota; Fungi; Basidiomycota; Agaricomycetes; Hymenochaetales; Hymenochaetaceae. The annotation marks the transcript as partial. The record is from RefSeq and is a predicted model, not a curated record.
UUUAUGAUCCGGGACGAGUACAAGAAGCUUGAUGAAUUCGUCGCAGAAAAAGCGCCUAAAUUUGUACUGGUUAUUGGACAACCGGGCAUAGGCAAAACUGUAUAUCUGACCUACUGUCUUUUGUGUCGACUUACCGAGAAAAAGCGGACGGUUUUGAUGUUAAACCUCAGCAAGUGUUAUUUAUUCCAGAACGAAGGCGUUUACACAUUUCCACGAGAUUUGUACGAACGGACCGAUAAUCACGAGAUUAUACAACAACCCUUCGAGACACUGAUCCUGUAUGACUGCAACGCGAAUCAGUCAACCGUAACGCCGAGUCGUUCUGGGGUACAAAUGCUAGUCACAACUUCCCCUAUGCGGUCACAAUAUCAUACCUUUGAAAAGAAUCAUAAGCCGUCGAGGUUUAUUAUGGAAACGUGGACGUGGCGUGAGAUUUAUUUGUCUCGGUAA